UUACACUAUUUGCCUUUUUUUUAAAAGUGAAACUAAUGUUUGUUACUAACGGGCUAUACUAGUAUAGGGGUCCUCGGUUUACGACGGAUUUUCGCUCCUACGGCAAAACCCAAGGCUGCAUGUAAAUCAGAACACCAUAAUCUAUCACUAAGUCAUAAUUACAUAAGUUUUAUGAAAAUACUAAUAGGCCGUAAACAUUAAACAGUAAGUUAUUCAACGUAUUUUACCUCCGUGGUCUGAGUGCACUCCAAAAACUCGUGCUAACCGCUAUUCACUACAGGUCCCAUGAUGCCUCCCUCCAGGACUCUCCGCCCCUCUCUCCUCACGUGACUUUCCGACCAAUCCGGAGUGUCGUUACAGGCGCAAUGCGGGUGUUGGGAUGUAAGGAGCAAUGGCGACGGUCGAGCUACCGUGGAGGAAGUAAUGGAGCUCGGUUUGACCAAAGAGAAGCUUCCCGGGUACCUGACGCGACAUUUAUUCAUUUAGUCACGUGAGACGUGUUGCUAUAUUUAAUCUUAAAUAGAACAUGGGGAUGCAGUAAUGUUAAUGUUUGUUUUCUUCAAUUAGCUCGUAAAGAGGGCAACGCCCUGAAGUAGCGGUUGGCACGUCUGCCGCACAGUUCUUUGGUUCAGGGUUCGAAUCUCAUUGUCAUGUUCUUCCCGUGCCUGCGUGGGGUUUGUCCCGGUGCUCCGGCUUCCUCCUGCUUUCUCAAAACAUGCAUUUAGGUUAAUUGAAGACUAAAUUGUCCAUAGGUGCGCAAGCUUGUUUGUCUAUAUGUGUCCUGUGAUUGGCCAAUAAAAUAAAAUUGAAAUAUGUCAAUUAAAUUCUGUACAUGGAACAUAUUCGCGGUUUGGCAUUGGCAAAAGUCAUUGUCUGAUUUAUUUCGUUUUCGGGGGGCGUCGGCUGUCCUUCGUUAUUUGCUGAAAAUCGCUGCUAUUCGCAGAUUAUUCACUAAACUAUUGAGCCCCAUGUGAAGGUGGUUUGUCUUGAAAAAUGUGUUGAAUGUGUUUAUGUAACGUGUUCAUAAUUGUGUACGUGCUAGAUGCAUGGCGUUGGUACUCUAUGAACCUCUCCAUUUUAAGUGCUUUGCCAGCAUCUUUUGCCAUCGAUGCACAAUUACAAACCCCUUAUAUGGGCCGCGGCAUCACUUAUUCGCAGAUUUUCGCUAUUCAACUGCAGCUGUAAAGGGAAGGCCACUUGACGAGGAAAAGUUCAGCAAACUGUGAAGCCCGGAUAGGGACCGGGCCACGAAAAUCCACAAGUACUUGGCUUCAAAAUGAAUCCAAACACCUCCCUCUUGACCAAUCAGAAAAUGGAGGGCGCGUCCCCACCGAUCGUCCCGUCACUGUCUGCUGCUCCGCUUGCCGCCAAACAGAGAGACGUUCGCACCAAAGCAGCGGGGUGCGCCGUGACCCCGGCCUUCCUCUCCAAUCUGGGGAGGGCCACCCUGCGCGGCAUACGAAAGUGUCCAAGCUGUGGCACCUACAACGGCACCAGGGGGCUCAGCUGCAAGAACAAGGUGUGCGGGAUAUCACUCCGGAACGCCUCCUCGGGUGCCAGGGCGGGCCGGAAGGGCAGCGUGGAGGUGGUCCGAGUGAUCAUCGACAGCGAGGAGCCCGACAGGAAGGAGCCGGAUGACGACGACGACGGAGGCGGCGGCGUUCAGGUGUUUUCCGUCUGUCACCGAGGACGAGGAUCCGCCCAGCUGGGCUUUGUGGAGCUGGCCCCCACCGACGCCACCAUCUCCACAGGCGAGCGGGACCCCCUGUUCUCUCAGAUCAACAUGGGCCGCUGCUUCAUGCCGGCCUGCGGGCAGGGUUCCAGGUCCGACCGAUCUGAGCCUAGUGCACCCGACACACUCUGCGUCCACAUCAAGUCCGCCAUCGAGUGCCGUCGCUCGGCCGCCCCUCUCAGCGUCAAGAGCUCCAUGCUGGAGGGGCUGACAGUCUCCAUGUGGGCCAAAGAGGAGCUGUGGAGCCUGGCCACCGAGUCCCCGGGGCCCUUGGUGCAGAGGGUGUCCGGGGACACGCUGGUGGUCAAGUGCCGCCCGGAUUCCGCGCACCCCCUGGGCCUCCUGCACCUGACCGCCGGUGGCAGCAGGGGAACGUCCGAUGUGGCGAAAGGCGGCGGGAGGGCCCGGGAGGCGGUCGCGACACAGCGGCAGGCGGCGUUUCACUGCGCCUGCCGCCCGCGGAAGGCCGAGGCGUUGUGUGCUAACGACGACUCGGACCCUUCGCACCCCUGCCUGCACUUCUACGCCUGCGUGUGCGCUUUCGCCAGCGAUGAGAAACUAGCGUUGGAGUUUGCCGACUUUAUCAACUCAGCGACAAGUGGCGUUCUACCAACCCCAACCGGCAGAGUCCUCGUUCCUUGCGAUAGGCCUGCUCCACUGCCCACGGAACCGGUCAGAUCCCUUCACAAAGCCAAGAAACCGCGCCUGGAUGAAGCUCUUGCGGGUGGCGGUCAAGCGGCAGACGAGGCCUCCGUGUCCAUGGGUUUCCGUCAGUGGCUUGCCGGCGUCACCGAGCGGAUCCAGCAGACCAUGCACUACCAAUUUGACGGAAAACCCGAGCCUCUGGUGUACCAUAUUCCGCAGCACUUCUUCAACGCCCUGCAGCAUCGCCUGUCGCUGGGUUCCAAGAGGCGGCUGCCCGACUUCACCACAGUGCUGGUAGGAAACGACGGCAUCCCUCAGGGCUCCUUCUCCAAAUACAUAUGGCACAUCACCAACCUCGCGCAGGUCAAACGCAUUUUUGACACACCCGAGUUGCAGCUGGAGCUCACUCAGAGUUUCGUCCGGAACGUGGACGGUUCCUACUCCCGCUUUAACUGUCCUCAACCUCUGCCCGAAUCCGAGCCACCAGACGCGAUCAGGACGGAUCGGACGCUACCCAUUCGUCCCAUGGAGCUCCGGACGUUCCUCAAAGUUGGGCCCGGCUCGGACGACCCGAACGACCCCGGCCCCUUGGUCAUCGAGUGGCGCCCCGACGUGCUACCGCGCUGCCACGUGGGUGAGCUGCGGAUCCUCUACCAGUUCGGACACCAGCAGAGCGGACAGCAGCUGGAAUGUCGGGAGAAAGACAGUCAUGGCACGUCAGGAUGCGUCAAAAGUGAGCCUCCGUCAUCUACAUGUAAUAUGUAAAUAUAGACAGCAGGGUUGGACAUGAACGGUGGCCGGACACUUACUUACUUACCUUGGAGACGCUGGCUCAAUGGCGCCAGUGCAAAUUUCAUAAAUAAUGAAAUCAACACAUUCUUUCUUUUACACAUGCAAAACAACUAAGUAAACAGAAGUGAUGUGUUCUUAAAGGCUUAAAUAAUACAGUAAAAAUACGCUAAAUAUGAGAUCAUUAAAAUUGAUAUCAUCAGAAUAUACAGUACGGGGCCAGUACAGGUUCUGACAGGGCAACCACAACUUGGCUCAUGGGGCCACCACUUAAAGAGGAUCGAUGGCAGACCCCGCAGAGUUCAUAAAAACUACAGUGAACGCCCACUAUAUUGCAGUUCAUUGUUGAUGCCCCGCUUUUUUGUGGAUUUUUAAGCCAUCGUUUUUUUGUUUUUUCUUUGAAGGGGUUUUUACAGUCUACAGAUAAGUCUGAAUUUAGAGUUGUGCACCUUCAGUGUAGUCUCACUUUGUCCCGCAACAUGCCGGGCAGCACUGAGGUCUACUGGAAAAGAUGCCGUGUGAUUAAGAGCAAGGAGGACAAGGACACAGACACAUUUCUUGUGUGUUGUUGACAUACUUGGCAAAUAAAGAUGAUUCUGAAGAAGAGGCAGAGAAGGUCCCCAACUAGUAAUAGUCAUUCCCACAGAGCGAAGAGACUAUGUCUGUGGGUAUCAUUGUAUCCUCUGUAUAUGUUGCUGCUUCAUGUGAUUAACACUUGUUAGCACUUGUUUGAAGGUUUAAAAUGACUGUAAACUCAACGCUAAUUUCAUUACCCCCUCUAUGGCGUUUGACCUUGUGUUAGCAUUAAGGUACCAGACUUGUAAAUGGACAAGGUUUUGAAUGAACAUUGUGCUGUUCAAAUACACAAUGUUUAAUUCUGUUUUGUUUUAUGUGUUAGUUUUACAGUGACUUUCACCUGGGAGUGACAAAUAAACGACUUGAACCAAGUGGUCUUUUUCUUUUAGUUUCCUCAAAAUGACGUGAAACGAGUCUCCCACUUCUUAACAGAGAGAGAGAGAGAGAGAGAGAGAGAGAGAGAGAGUGAGAUCAGGCACUAAGGAAUGUGUGUUUUGAUAUGUUCAAAGCACGUGGGAUGGUCUCAAAAUCGCAAGUGAGUCUGGAAUGCUUCCCCCGCUAUGAACAGGGUUCAUUGUAUACAAUAAUACAGGAAAAAAAAAAAAAAAAAAAGGGUUCCAUGCAAGAGACUUAAAAUGAUUUAUGGUAGUAUCAAACCUUGCCACCAGGUGGCCCCACUAUCAUGCUCUUAAUAGCCUUGACUGGCUGCAAGCACUUUUAUGUUGACUGAAGCCAGACUGGAUGAUAUGCUAAUGAUACUCUUUACUGCCUCCUGAAGUGUAAAGGGGGGCAUUAGUUUGCUCACCGAUACUUGAUGGACAUGUUAGCGUGUAGAACAUGGUGGCAAACUCAAGGCCUGGGGGCCAGAUCCGGCCCCCCACAUCAUUUUAUGUGGCCCGCAAAAGCAAAUCAUGCUCGUCAGCUUCCGUGAUUUUUGCUUAAAAUCUGUCCUCAAAUUCCAAAUUAUCAUAAUAAUAAACAAUAAUGUUGAGAUAUUGCAUUUUUCUGUUACCAAACCCUUCUUCUACAGUAACUUAAACAAUACUUGAACAAUCUAUUAUCCUUGUCUUCUGAUUUCCAAACUAGUUAUCCCUCAAUUUAUUGUGUAAUGGUAAUAAUAUGAUUUGUUGAUUAAACAUUUAUAUGGUUUCACUGUUCUAACGGCCCUCUGAGGGAAAUCAUAACUACAAUGCGUCCCGAAACAAAAAUGACUUUCACACCCCUGGUGUCGAACAUUUGACUUGCACCAUAACUUAAUUGACUUACACCAUAACUUAAUUGAGGUGUCAAACUUUUAUUUGGAGUUAACACGUGUCCUCUGCCGCUGUUGUCUUAUUAUUAACAUUAGCAUGUGUUUGAUUUUUGUUCGACAUUUGCAGCAAUGGUUUGUCUUUGUAUGACAAGGGUGUGUCAAAGUUCAUCCUGGGUUACAUCAUAGUUACGGCCCCAUUGUGCUUGUCUUACUAUUAGUUUUUAUUGAAGACAGUUUUGAUAAUGGCUUGGAAGUCAUUUUAUUAUUAGCAUAAGCGUCAUUAGCUUGCCUCCCCGGUAACGUCUAUUCAGGGGCUCUGGAGACGACGGUCCAUCAGGAAGUCGAAUCUCAGCUUCAGGAUGAGCGGUGUGGUUUUCGUCCUUGCCGUGGUACAGUGGACCAGUUCUACACCCUCGGCAGGUUCUUCGAGUGUGCAUGCGACUUCGCCCAACCAGUCUACAUGUGUUUUGUGGACUUGGAGAUGGCGUUUGAUUGUGUCCCUCAGGGAGUCCUGUGUUCCUGUGCUCCGGGACCAUGGGACACGGGCUGUUUGUUCCCUGUACCACCGGUGUCGGAGUUUGGUCAGCAUUGCCGGCAGUAAGUCGGAUUCGUUUCCAGUGAACGUUGGACUCCUCCAAGGCUGCCCUUUGUCACAGUUUCUGUUGAUUACCAUUACGGACAGAAUUUCUUGGCGCAGCCGGGGUGUUGAUGAGUUCCGGUUUGGUGACAUCAGUAUCACGUCGCUGCCUUUUGCAGAUGAUUUGGUUCUGAUGGCUUCAUCAAGCCGUGAUCUCCAACUCUUGCUGGAAUGGUUCGCAGCUGAGCGUGAAAGCGGCCCCUUAGAGUUCUCCCUUAGCGAACGGGUGAGAAGCUCGGUCAUCUGGGAGGGGCUCAGAGUAGAGCCGCUGCUCCCUGGGGACGACCCAGGUCACGCUGGAGAGACUACGUCUCUCGGCUGGCCUGGGAACGCCUCGCGAUCCUCUCGGAAGAGCUGGACAAAGUGGCUGGGGAGAGGGACGUUUAGGCUCCCCUGCUUAAGCUGCUGCCCGACCUCGGAUAAGCGCAGGAAAAUAAAUAGAUGGAUGGAUGGAUCAUUAGCCUACAUUUAAUGUUGACAAAUUUUGGCAUUGGUAUGUACAGUAUAUGAGAGGGAGUAAAUUUUGUUCACAAGCCACAUUGACAUUAUGGUGCACCUCCAUUAUGUUCUUUGUUGUUAGCAUUAGCAACCUGAGCAUGUGUUUGAUUAUUGUUAAAACAUUUUGGACAAUGGCUAAUCUUGUACGCCAGUUAUCGGUGCCCUCAAUCAUUCUCAUCCUAUUAUUAGCAUUAGCUUCAUUAGCAUAUUUGAGUUUUUGUUGACAAAUUUGGGUGGUAGCUAUUCUUGUGUGACAACUGUUUCUCGUUAAAAAGGUUUUUCCUCGUAACAAUGCAACAGGAAGCACUUUAGCUUUUUGGCUUCUGCAUGGAACAUGUUUGCUUCCCAGAAAGAAAUUGUCUUUAAUAAUUCCAAUUAUCAUGUCAUUGUCUUCUUUGUUUGUUUUAAUUAAGUCAUUGGAGUCUCUGAAAUGAUGACUUUAUUCCCAUAACACCGCUGAUGUAAGAUUACAGAUUUUAAAUACGACAUAAUUGUUGGAGAACAACACUUUACAUGUCACUAUCAACUGUGUUUGACCUCAUUUUACACUAAUAUGACAGUUAAGAAUGUUUAAAACAUUUUUUUAUGUGUAAGGCGCAUACGAGCACUGAGAACUAGAGUGGAACAACUAAAUUUUUGAUCAUUUUGCAGGAGAGUGAUUUAGUUUUUUGGCCUCAAUAAAAUUUAGGUGAUGUAUAGCAUAGCUGUUUGUUGUUGUUUUUUUUUUGGCUCAGUGUUGCACUGAUGAAUCAGGAAAAGUGUGAAAUGCAACAAUGGACAGCCCUCUAUGUCAAAAUUGAAACAAAACCUUGAUUUAGACCAAUAGUCAUCUGAAAAAUAUUCCCUUGCUUUAUCCAUUUCUGCAAUGAACUUGAAAAUGACCAAAAUUGAGCUAGCCCACUGUAGUUAUCAGUGUGUCACGGUGGUAUCUUGACUUAUGACUUUAUUUUGUGACCAUACUUGUAACCCACUUUACUUCUAUUUUAAAUCACAUUUUACUAUUUGUGGUUAACACAUUUUGUAUGACAAUAGUGUAUGUAUGACAAUUAAGAACGUUAAAAAUGUGAUAAACUGUUUGCUGUACAGUUAAUAAAGAUUUAUGUUUUUAAUGAUAGCCACCAUUUGGUCCAUUAAUAAUGUUUUAUUUUUUACGUAUUUUCUGAAUGUAUUUAUAUUUUUAUUUGUCCACUUACUUAUUUAAAUGUAUUUUUCUAUAUUCUUGAUUUGUUGUAUUUUUAAAUGUAUUUAUUUUUUAUUUAACCAAAAUUAUUUACAUAUUUGUUUAAAUUUGUUUGCAUGAUUUUUUUAUGUAUUAUCAUUUAUUUAAAAACAAUUACACCAACAAUUAUUAUUAUUAUUUUUAAUACCAAAAGGAAUGCAAGACAAGUUUGCAAGUAUGUAAUUUGAUUGCUUUGUAUUAAACGUCAACUACAUCCUGGA
Messenger RNA from Phyllopteryx taeniolatus (common seadragon), 7569 nucleotides. It is a transcript of the gene c15h2orf42, whose product is annotated as chromosome 15 C2orf42 homolog. Lineage: Eukaryota; Metazoa; Chordata; Actinopteri; Syngnathiformes; Syngnathidae. Gene Ontology annotation, cellular component: nucleus. The record is from RefSeq and is a predicted model, not a curated record. The coding region runs from base 1277 to 3142 and encodes 621 amino acids. The transcript has 9 exons.